AUGUCUACCUACUGGUUCCCGAAGCUCUACUUCCAGGACCCCACGGACGGCCACUUCGAGGAGGUAGCCAAUGGUGGUCUCCUCGUGUACUACCUCAACCGUGGUGACCAGGACGCCAGCAACAACGGUCCCGGACUCAAGGCGUUCCCUGAAGGCUUCCGCAUGAUCUCUGGUGACGCCGUGUCGCGCUCCGACCAGGGUGGUCAGGGAUAUGACACCCAGGCGGAGCUCGCGCAGUCGGCUAUCCAGUAUUCAUGUCUCCGUUACAACACGGGUGACUCUCAGGGAUACAAUGGCUUCGGGUUCCCGAACACCACCUGCGAGGCUGGUUACAACGCCCGCAUCCAGUUCCCGUCCUGCUGGGAUGGUCAGAACCUGGACUCGCCUGACCACAAAUCGCAUGUUGCUUACCUCUCUGGUCUCGACAAUGGUGCCUGCCCCGACACCCACCCCGUCGGCCUGAUGCACCUCCUCUAUGAAAUCACUUGGAACGUCCAAGACUUUGCUGACCGCUGGACUGCGCCCAACUGGCCGUUCGUCUAUGCCACUGGCGACCCGACCGGCUUCUCCCAGCACGGUGACUUCCUCAACGGCUGGGACACGACUGCGCUGCAGAACGCGAUCGACAACUGCAACAACCCCAACGAUGCGACCGGGCAGGGCGACACCAGCGCGUGCCAGUACUUGACCGUCGUCUCUGCCGACCAGGCUUCGCAAUGCAAGCAGACCCCCGCCCUCAGCGAGCAGACUGGAGGCAACAGCCUCUCCGCGCUUCCUGGCUGCAACCCCAUCCAAAAGGGUCCCGCGGACGCGACGUUGUACUCGACGACCAACUGCCCUAUCUAA
Coniophora puteana RWD-64-598 SS2 is the source of this 846-nucleotide messenger RNA. RefSeq lists its product as uncharacterized. NCBI's taxonomy places the organism in Eukaryota, Fungi, Basidiomycota, Agaricomycetes, Boletales, Coniophoraceae. Bases 1 to 846 code for a protein of 281 amino acids. The transcript is spliced from 4 exons. The record is from RefSeq and is a predicted model, not a curated record.